UGAUAUGGGUGGAUAAAGUGAAAAUUUGAAACAGGAUGGUGAGUUGGGAGAGCCACCGCCACUUUUUGUUAAUUUUGAAAGGGAGGUUCGGAAGGGCUUUGAAUUAGGUUCGGACGACGCAACGGUAAUUUCAGUUAAAGAAGCCGUUAGUCUCUUUUCGCUUUUCUUUUCCCUUUGUUUUCCUUCCAACACACUCCUUCGUUUAUUCUCUUCGAAUCGAUACUCCAAUUCUCUGCAUCAUCCAUCACGCGAGGGGGAGAAAAUGGCGAAGAAAUCCAUCGGAAGCUUAAUGCGGAAGAAGCUUUCUGAUAUCACCAACAGCACCAUCCCUCACUCCCAACAACUUGACACGUUUCCUUCCGAGAACAAUUCCAUUCAACAACUCCUGAAGGAAAGGACGGCGUUGAUCCAACUGCUUGCGGAAAGAAAUAAGAUUAUUGAAGUGAGUGGCGCGGCGCUGCAGAGGCUGAGAGGCGAUGUGAAGAAGCUGCAGCUUCAAAACUGGAACCUCGCUCAGUCAAAUAGCCACCCAGGCGCUUCGGCAACAUCAGAUGAGACUCAACCCCGAGAAAUGUACCGUUCCGACAUAGAACAUACCGGAAGUAUCCAGGCUGCCGUAUACGGACUAGACGGUUCGGUCAUUUGCCGUUCCGACUAG
Molecule: messenger RNA, 658 nt
Organism: Cajanus cajan (pigeon pea)
Lineage: Eukaryota; Viridiplantae; Streptophyta; Magnoliopsida; Fabales; Fabaceae
Source: RefSeq, a predicted model, not a curated record